Coregonus sp. 'balchen' is the source of this 8810-nucleotide messenger RNA. NCBI's taxonomy places the organism in Eukaryota, Metazoa, Chordata, Actinopteri, Salmoniformes, Salmonidae. The record is from the annotation of a GenBank genome assembly.
AUGGAACGCACCCCGGUUGAAAUUUUCAAGGAAGACAAGUGCCUCUCCGCGCUCGCCGAAGACUGUUAUAUGAAUGCUACUACGCAGUCUGGAUACCCAGAAGGUCACAAUCUGACUUUUGACUCUGACUGGGAAGAGGAUCCCAUGUCCCCAAUCAUCCCCAUCAUCACAGCUGUGUACUCCGUGGUGUUCGUAGUGGGCUUGGUGGGCAACUGCCUCGUCAUGUAUGUUAUCAUCAGGUAAGGUUUAUCAUGAUCUAUUUGCUCACUCACCUCAAUAUUGCAUUGAUAUCAACUUUGACAAUAUAUAGGCUAUUGCUAAAGAUUUUUGGCAAAUUAAUGGUAUGCUAAAAAAUACAACAUUACAGUAAGAUGCCCAUGCAUUACACCUAACCACAUUUUAGCACAAAAAAACAAAAAGUACAUUUUUCUGACAUCUGCAACACUUGUGAGCCACCCAGUGGCAGGUGCAUGUUUAAACUUUAUUGUACAAAAUGUACAAUCACUAUAUGGUUUGUUGAUUAUUUUGUUUCAAUCAUGACCCAUUCAGAACAUAUACUGUACCGUUCUAUUGGAGGGAACAAUACCUUUUUACUAUUGGGCCUUUUUACAGUUGGAAUGCUACAUCUUUUUGGGGCGAUGUUUAUAAGAGUUUUAAAUGUGUCAUUUAAAACCAGUGGCCCUCUAUAAUGCUGAUUGGGUUGCUUGCACCUCAUUGGGUUUUAUUUAUGCUGUGUAGACAAAUAAAUCAGAGCUGGUGUCAUGUGCAGUGCACCAACACCUCACAAAGUGCUCCAGACUAGACGAUUACCGCAAAUCAGUUUUAUUGCACAUUACCUGUCAUCCACAGUGCCAUUCAGUCACUUCCCCAAGUUUAUUCCAUUCUAUUGGUUAGCUAAUUGCGAUACACUCUCAGCUCUCUGUUUUUUGUAGCCAGCUCAGUUGAGAAUUUGUAUAUUUUUAUCUGGUUGACAGAUUUUUUUUCUUACACAUCUUCUUCUUAAUAGAAGUUUCCUAAAUUAUACAUUUAGUAAUCUCGGUUACCCAGAAGUAAAAUUAUAGCAAGAAUUGUCUGUCCACGAGAGAUUAUACAUUUAGCAAUCAGGAAAUGGAAUGCACUUGCAAAGUGGAUCCAAAUAUGAUUUAUUUCAUAUGAUUUAUUAGCAUAACACCAAAUGGGCAUAAUGGAAGUCCUCUACUUCUGAACUCAAGUGGCAACAUGUCACUGUUGUUAUGGUUACAUUACCACCUCAGAGCUGUGAUUGAUUCUAGGGAAGAUUGGGGUUUCAGUCCUGUUGUUAUGGAGUUAUUUCACUAGGGUCUGUCCUUAAAUCACCUGUGACAGAAGUCAUUGGAAGAUGGAGGCAUCAUCACCCCUGCAGUGGCUGGAACUUUAUCAUGUGCUCCCAAGGACUAGGAUUUGACUAUGGUAAUGUCCCAAAUGGCACCCUAUUCCCUAUAUAGUGCACUAUUUUGACCAGACCAAUAUGGGCAACAUACAAUAUGUCUUGUGCAAAAUGCAACAAAAUGAGAUACAAGCUUUUUACGGGAUGGUUAAACGAUAUGCACAUUUGAAGCAGUGGUCUCCACAGCAAUUACCCAUUGCAUGCUCAAUAAUAUAGGCUGAGUGAAAUGGAGCAUGUCCAAGGUAUUGAUCCAAAAAGCAACAGGCUCAACUAACCUCUAGUGGAUCAUGUGUAUGGUUACUGACCAAUAGUCUAUAAUACUAUAUGUACGUUAUGCUGUAGCCAUUUCAGAUCUUAAAGAUGCAGUUCUUUAAAGGCAAUCUGGGAUUCAAAUGCAACAAUGCGGUCACCCCGACACUUUUGGGGUAAACAGCUGAGGGAUGGGACUAGAGAAAUGUAACUACACUCAAAUUCAUAGACUGAGCUAUGGAUGCAAGGACUGACCAUCCAUGAGAUCAAAAUGAUUGUUUUAACCAUGUUUUGAAGUUUAGACAGUUGAGACAGCUACUGCCAGGUAAAACAUUUGAACUAAGCUAAUGACACAUUUAUAUGUUAGCCUGUAUUCUUCAAUAAUCAAUGGCCAUCUCCGAAGUCUGGCUUGCCUAUUUCUUACUUCAACUGCACACUGUGUACUAAUCGUACUACAUACUAUUUAGAACGUACUGUUUAUUAAGAUUGAAUGCAGUAAGCAACAAAUAUCAGCAUACUAGGCUCAUCCUACUGAGAAUGCGUCAUGUAAUGUGCAAUUACGUUGAAUCCCGCCAUUCGUUCAUUUUGGUACAGCGUGCCCCCCUCAGCUGAAUAUCAGUUGAUGUCAAACACACGCGGGUCUUGAAAGACGACUCUCUUCCUCAAGUGUGCAGCAAAUUCUACUAGAUGAAACGCUGAAAUGAGGAUGAUAUCCUGGCAUUUAAAGCAUACACAUUUUUUUAAAUUUCACAUACUACUUUGUAUACUAUUUUGCAUACCCAAAAUGCCUACUAUUUAGAACGCAAGUAGUCAGACACGGCCAGUGGCUAUAAAUAAUUUAUUUAAAAGUCCUAAAAUGGAUGUACCAAUCCCAGAUUGCCACUUUAAAGUAUAAAUCGGAUAAAGUAGAUUACUUACAUGAUUGGGACACAAUUUAUAGUACCCCCCCAGAGGAAGUUGCCGCCACUAUUUCAACAUAAUUUCCUGUCCAAAAGAGGAAAUGCACCACAGGUGGUUGGUGGCACCUUAAAUGGGGAGGACGGGCUCAUGGUAAUGGCUGGAGCGGAAUAGGUGGAAUGGUAUCAAAUACAGCAAACACAUGGUUUCCAUGUGUUUGAUGACAUUCCAUUUGCUCCGUUCCAGCAAAUAUUAUUAGGCUACUUAUACAUAUUCACGAAUUGGGUGUGGGAAUUUCCUCAUGGAGUUGAUAAACAUCAACAAAUAGGGCACUUACAGCUGUCAGUGUAACUAGCUAGCAUGCUAACCUAAACUACCUAGCUAAUCUUAUCUCUUGUUGUAAUUUUUUUUUACUACACCAUAUUCAAAAGAUUAGCCAGAUGGCUUUAUGGCUGGUUCUGGAGCUGGAUUUGUCAAAAGCAUUGAUUUAGGGAAAACUUCGCAACAGAUGGAAACCACUGGCCUAUCUUUGACUUCACCAUCUAUUGUUAUCUUCAAAGUUUUGGCAUCUUCCAUAAAUUGCGGCCGCGAAUCCACCAUAGAAAUAGUUAGAAAGAAUAAGAUGAGGCUCUGGUAAUAUGGGUAACUAUUGAAAUAUAGCUGAUAUGCGUUUUUCUACAUUUUAAUGGACACGGUGCAAUAUUUGGUAGUUAGACUGCUGGCAGGCUUCGGCUACGGUACAGCAAAGCCAAGUCAGCCUGUGCUCAUGGUACUCACAGGGGAAGUGAAAUGAUAGGCUACAAUGACUUUGCUCAUGAUCAUGCAGGCCGCAAAUGACAUGUAACUAUAAAUUCCUUUAAUUUUCUUUCGUGGUUUCUAGCUAGCGUUACACCAAUCAAAGCAGUGGAGCAUUUAGUGAAAGCAAAACUUUAGUGGUCAAAAUCAUUCAUCUUGGGGGGAAAAUUGACAAAUGAUCUAAUUUUCUGGGGGGGGGUGAGGUAAGUGGAGGUGCAAAACAGAAGUUGGCACCCCGUAUUUUAAUUUGCUCCAUGGCUCAGGCAGCCAAGUGGACCCAAGGCUGUUUGGCUCACCUCAGUCGCGAAGAGGAAUAACUUUGCAGCGGUUUCUGAUUAAUAAACAAUGCCAUGCUGGUGGGUAGUAACAUUCAAAUAAACUCAGCCCUGAAACGAAACGUAGGCUGAAAAUAAUUUGUAUGUCAUAUCAUAUAAAAAGACACAACAUUCACAUGGAUUUGCCCAAAGAAGUAAGUUCAGAUUUGUCACUUCAACCCCAAAUAUACACAACAUAUACAAAAGUACGUGGACACCCCUUCAAAUUAGUGGAUUCGGCUAUUUCAGCCACACCCGUUGCUGACAGGUGUCUCCAUAGACAAACAUUGGCAGGAGAAUGGCCUUACUGAAGAGCUCAGUGACUUUCAACGUGGUACCGUCAUAGGAUGCCACCUUUCCAACAAGUCAGUUCAUCAAAUUUCUGCCCUGCUAGAGCUGCCCUUGUCAACUGUAACUACAACAACGGCCCAGCCGCGAAGUGGUGGGCCACACAAGUUCACAGAACGGGACCGUCGAGUGCUUUAGCACGUAGUACGUAAAAAUUGUCUGUCCUCAGUCGCAGCACUCACUACCGAGUUCCAAAUUGCCUCUGGAAGCAAGGUCAGCACAAGAACUGUUCGUCGGGAGCUUCAUGAAAUGGGUUUCCAUGGCCGAGCAGCCGCACACAAGCCUAAGAUCACCAUGCGCAAUGCCAAGCGUCUGCUGGAGAGUUGUAAAGCCGUUGGACUCUGGAGCAGAGGAAACACUUUCUCUGGAUUGAUGAAUCACGCUUCAUCAUCUGGCAGUCCAAUGGACGAAUCUGGGUUUGGCGGAUGCCAGGAGAACGCUACCUGCCCCAAUGCAUUGUGCCAACUGUAAAGUUUGGUGGAGGAGGAAUAAUGGUCUGGGGCUGUUUUUCAUGGUUCGGGCUAGGCCCCUUAGUUCCAUUGAAGGGAAAUCUUAACGCUACAGCAUACAAUGACAUUCUAGACGAUUCUGUGCUUCCAACUUUGUGGCAACAGUUUGGGAAAGGCCCUUUCCUGUUUCAGCAUGACAAUGCCCCCUGUGCAAAAAGCGAAAUCCAUACAGAAAUGGUUUGUCAAGAUCGGUGUGGAAGAACUUGACUGGCCUGCUUAGAGCCCUGACCUCAACCCCAUCAAACACCUUUGGGAUGAAUUUGAAUGCCGACUGCGAGCCAGGCCUAAUCGCCCAACAUCAGUGCCCGACCUCACUAAUGCUCGUGGCUGAAUGGAAGCAAGUCCCUGCAGCAAUGUUCCAACAUCUAGUGAAAAGCCUUCCCAGAAGAGUGAAGGCUGUUAUAGCAGCAAAGGGGGCGAACCAACUCCAUAUUAAUGCCCAUGAUUUUGGAAUGAGAUGUUCGACGAGCAGGUGUCCACAUACUUUUGGUAAUGUAGUGUAUCAUACUUUGACUAAAACAAUGACUUAUUGACUUAAAUUGUUGUGCACCAUCAUGGGUAAGCACUGGCCAUUGUCUUUCAGCUCGAAAAAGUGGAUUUCAACUGAAGUGGGCUUUUAAAAGUAUGACAGCUGUUAAGCUAGCCCUGCCAAGAUUAUUUUUCUCCAUAUCAAAAUAUCAGACAGAAAUGACUAGACUCAUAUAUACAUGACUGUUGUCAUUUUCUCCCCUAGUUACAGAUAGUUGUUUACAGAUAAAAAGACCUUGAAUGAGAAUUUGUAAUUACUUUUAGUAAUGUUGGGAGUAUCAAUAGAAAUGAAAAUCACCAGGUUAGUUGAUGGCAAUUUAACAGAUGGAAAAGUUUCCCCAUUGGGUUUCAUCUAGUUCUUUCAUCAACUGUCAAUAACAAUCUUUCAUCACCUGAGUUCAAAUACUAUUUGAAAUCUUUCAAAUACUUUUGGCAUUUUCUCUAGUCUAGCUUUUUUCAAACCUCUCCACAGGGACUCCCAACCAUUAUUUGAAUUGUAUUUCAACUAUUCCAGAACUACAACACCUGAUUAAAUUAGUCUACUAAUCAUCAAGCCCUUGAAUUAGGUGUGAUAGUUCAGGGCUACAACAAAAUUGUCAAACGUCUCAAGUAUGGGUAACACAUAGACUUAGAUAGACAUCGCAUCAUUGUAUCUGUCUCAUUAUGGCAUUUGUGAGAGCAUGGGCAGUACCAUUGAGGCAAUCUCCAUUUUGAAGUAGUCAAUUUGCUUCUCCUACUACUUCAAUGAGUUUGCAAACAAACUGGAAGUGUGCAUACUGCCACCUAGAGGGUGUUGUUUGAACAGGUAUAAAGUCAAGAUUUGCGAUUGAGUGCCACCUGCCAUUAUGGAAUGUUUGCUCACGAGUAUAAUUCAUUGGCUGAUCCCUCCUGAUGACACGGAUGGAAUCAUGUGAUCCUUCCUAACCCAUAGGAAGCCACCCAGUUGACAACUUCAAAAAUGGUGAAAGUCCUUAAUGCCGCUGAAAUGGGCACUAGAGUCCUCUAUCUAUCUCUAUGGGUGUCACGCUCGUCGAACAGAGAGGACCAAGGCGCAGCGUUGCGGGUGAACAUAUUAUAUUUAUUCAACUGAUCACACGAUCAAAACAAAGAACGAAACGUGAAGUCCUUCGAUACACAACCAAAAGGAACAAGAAACUACAAAACACAAAGUGCAAGACAAACAGUUAAAUAUGGCUCCCAAUCAGAGACACCCAGCUGACACUCGUUGCCUCUGAUUGGGAGUCACUCAGACCAACAUAGAAAAUUAAACAUAGACUUACACACCCUGGCUCAACAUAACAUAGUCCCCAGAGCCAGGGCGUGACAGUACCCCCCCCCAAAGGCGCGGACUCCGGCCGCGCCAAACAACCACAACAGGGGAGGGACCGGGUGGGCACUCCGCCUCGGCGGCGGAUCCGGCUCCGGACAUGACCCAGGCACGGGUUGUGCUGGACUGACGACGCACACCCCUGGCUUGAUGCGUGGAGGAGGAACGGGCCGGACCGGGCUGACGAAGCGCACCCCUGACUUGGUGCGGGGAGCAGGAAUGAGCCGGACCGGGCUGACGACGCGCACCACUGACUUGGUGCGGAGAGCAGGAACGGGCCGUGCCGGACUGACGACGCACACCACUGGCCUGGUGCGGGAAGCUUGGAUGGGCCGGACUGGGCUGGCGACGCGCACCACAGACUUGGUGCGGAGAGCAGGAACGGGCCGGGCUGGGCUGUCGACGCACACCGUAGGCUUUGUGCGUGGAGCAGGGACAGGCCGGGCUGGGCUGUCGACGCACACCACUGACUUGGUGGGAAUGGCAGGAACAGGCCGGGCUGGGCUGACGACGCGCACCACUGACUUGGUGGGAAUGGCAGGAACAGGCCGGGCCGGGCUGACGACGCGCACCACUGACUUGGUGGGAAUGGCAGGAACAGGCCGGGCUGGGCUGACGACGCGCACCACUGACUUGGUGGGAAUGGCAGGAACAGGCCGGACCGUACUGGGGACACACACCACUGGCCCCACGCAGGGAUCAGGAACGGGCCGGACCGGACUGGUAACACACCCCAGUACCUCUCGCCGUGCCUCCACACUUUCCCUCUCCUCUGUGCCCAGUGGCCCCCCUAACCUGGCGGCCUUCUCUGCCAACGCUUUGCACCGCUCUAACCCGUACACCUGCUGGCCCGACGUUGUGAGCCCCCCCCUAAAAAUUUCCUGGGGGUCUCUCCUCCCUCUUGCCAGACUCGCAAUCAUCUCCUCCCACGUCCAUCCUCUCUCCUCGUCACGCUGCUUGAUCCAGUCGAGGUUGCCACGGAGAUCUGCCAGCGAUGGCUCCUGAACACGCUGCUUGGUCUGGUUAAGGUGGUUUCUUCUGUCACGCUCGUCGAACAGAGAGGACCAAGGCGCAGCGUUGCGGGUGAACAUAUUAUAUUUAUUCAACUGAUCACACGAUCAAAACAAAGAACGAAACGUGAAGUCCUUCGAUACACAACCAAAAGGAACAAGAAACCACAAAACACAAAGUGCAAGACAAACAGUUAAAUAUGGCUCCCAAUCAGAGACACCCAGAUGACACUCGUUGCCUCUGAUUGGGAGUCACUCAGACCAACAUAGAAAAUUAAACAUAGACUUACACACCCUGGCUCAACAUAACAUAGUCCCCAGAGCCAGGGCGUGACAAUGGGGUAACUGCAUACGCGAAAUGUGUCUGAAAGUGGGCAUGGUGAAAUAUGUGGGUGGAUCAUCAGCGAUGGACAUAACAUUACAUUUUAGUCAUUUAGCAGACGCUCUUAUCCAGAGCGACUUACAGUUAGUGAGUGCAUAAUAUUUUUUUGUACUGGCCCCCAGUGGGAAUCGAACCCAAAACCCUGCCGUUACAAGCGCCACGCUCUACCAACUGAGCUAUACGGGACCAACAUCAGUGCUCUGUGAUUGGUUAGAUGGUUUUGAUUGAGCGGUGUUGUUUUUCGUUUCUUAAAAUGUUUUCAUUGGUCAGUUCCUGUGUGGUGAUGCUGUUUUAUCGGGACUGAUGGUUUGUUUACAGAGCAGUUUAGGAGAACUAACGUAGAAUGUUAGGAGAAUAAGGUUAAGGUUAGGAAAAGGGUUAGGGUUAGGCUUAGCUAAAAUGCUCUCACAGAAACAGUUGAGUGGCAACAAAUCUGCCCAAUUAGCUGUUUGCUUUCCAUACACCCACCUGUGUUGAUACGCCCGUCUAUGUUGACACACCCAUGUUCCCGCAGCCAUGUUGAGUUGCAGUUACGCAUGACUUAAACGUCAAGGGGUCCCGAGGAGAGGUUUGAAAAAGGCUGCUCUAGUCUGCCAGAUGGAUGGAGUUUGCACUCGUCACUAUUCUAUUGGUUCCACUAUGCCAGGCAAGCUGAAUCAAGCCCAGAUAGAGUAUUUAAGAUGAUUUCAAAUAGUAUUUAAACUCAGAUAUGGACCUUACACAUUCUACCCUACAUUCUUUACUCUACGCUGUUUUGAAACAGGUACACAAAGAUGAAGACGGCCACCAACAUUUACAUCUUCAACCUGGCUCUGGCCGACGCCCUGGUCACCACGACGAUGCCUUUCCAGAGCACUGACUACCUGUUAAACUCAUGGCCGUUUGGCGAGGUGGUGUGUAAGGUGUUCAUCUCCAUCGACUACUACAACAUGUUUACCAGCAUCUUCACCCUGACCAUGAUGAGUGUGGACCGCUAUGUGGCCGUGUGCCACCCAGUCAAGGCCCUGGACUUCCGGACACCCAUCAAAGCCAAGAUGAUUAACAUA